This is a messenger RNA of Bactrocera dorsalis (oriental fruit fly), 1826 nucleotides long. Its product is annotated as putative peptidyl-tRNA hydrolase PTRHD1. The coding region runs from base 123 to 482 and encodes 119 amino acids. The record is from RefSeq and is a predicted model, not a curated record. The transcript has 3 exons. NCBI's taxonomy places the organism in Eukaryota, Metazoa, Arthropoda, Insecta, Diptera, Tephritidae. Gene Ontology annotation, molecular function: peptidyl-tRNA hydrolase activity.
AAACAGCUGUUUUUGACAGCCGGUGAAUAUUUUUUAAAAGUUUUUUCGUGCUAGUGAUAUUUGCAUUUAUAAAUAUCGAAUUUAGUAAUUUAUAUUUAUUUUUCUAUUAAUAACAUACAAUAAUGUCGAAUAUUGUGCAAUAUAUCAUUGUGCGUAGUGAUCUGCGUUCCAGUUUGGGGUGGCCAUUAGGUGCAGUGAUAGCGCAAUGCUGCCACGCGACAGCGGCCAUAACGUAUUUGUACGCUGAUGAUGAGGACACAAUUUCUUAUUUAAAGGAUUUAGAUAAUAUGCAUAAAGUGGUAUUGGAGGCUAAAGAUGAAGCGGCGUUAGUGAAGCUGGCGGAAAAACUAAAAACAAAUGAAAUUAAACAUAAGCUAUGGAUAGAACAGCCAGAAAAUAUUCCAACGUGUAUAGCAAUAAAACCCUAUGUCAAAGACAAUGUGCACAAGUUUGUUAAAAAUCUAAAAUUGCUCAAAGAAUAAAAAAGAAAAAAAAGUAUAAUUGGAGUGACAAUCUUGUUGUAAUUAAUCGAUACAUUCGCUGAUGGUAUAGAAUACUGCUCUAACGCAAAUUUUUUGGAAUUCUACAUUUGAAUAAUUAAAGCUGUGAUUGCUCUAGCGAUUUAUUCCAAAUUAGUGAAAAGUUCUUGAUAAGAAAGAUACCCGGGUCUGUAUCGGCUACAUAAACCCGCUUGUCGUAGGAACGGUUUAAAUUAAUAAAUUAGUGCCGGUUGAGUAAAGUCAUCUGCAUCCAUGGUACUUUUAAUUUAUCAAAAUUCUUAGAAAUCGUCAUGAAAUUAUGUAUGUAGUGCCUUAUAAUAAACGAAAACACUAAACAAAGUUUUUUUUUCAAAAAAAUAUUUUUGACCCCUAAAAUGACCUAACAAUAUAAAUAGUUCAAAACAUGAAAAGUAUGCGGCCACUUGGGGUUUUGUUAUAUAUAUAUAUUUAUUUAAACAGUAAAUAUUUCGUAUAUUAAAAAUAUUAAUUACAUUAAAAAAGUUUUGUUAAAACAAUUUAAAACUACGAAUGAACAAUAAAAGUAAAUAUAAGAUUGUUUCCCUAAAUGCAAAUCGCCUUUAAUACAAUAUAUUUACGUAUAUAAAUAUGAAUCUAUUGUAAGUGUAUAUAAGUAGCUGCUUUAACGUAAAAGUUUAUAAUCCAUUCUCUAUUCUCGAUACACAAAAUGAUAAUUAUUGUAUAUGCCAUUAAAUUCUUCGUAAUUUCUUAAAUAUUCGCUGAAUUUGUAAACUCUUUUUGUCGUUUGUUAUUGGUGGUAAUUGUGUUAAAUAAAUGUGUGUAUAUAUUAAUAAAUAAUAUAUAGUACAUGAAUAAAUAGCACCCGUUUUCGGAGUGAUUUGGUUCAUACAAUCAUUAUUUAAUACAACUAUUUCUAAUUGUGUUAAUUCAUUACGGCACUUUUUCCUCUAAACAUAAUGCACUGUUAUUAUAUUAAUAUGCUUGCUUAAAUUAAAUUUAAAAUAGUUUUAACUGCCAACGGUAUAAAUAAGAAACUAACAUUUAUAUAUAUGUAUGAGUGUAGUUGCUCGGUAGUAAUUUUAGAGAUUCGGCUCGACAUCGUUUAAUGCUGCACUUUUGUUAACAUUUACAGAAAAGUUUCUAUCUCAUUCUUGGAUAUUCUGAUCAGCUGUAAAUAGCGGGUUUGUGCAUUCUAAUUUCGUGCAGGUCUCUGAAUCGCAUUUAAUUCUUCCUUCAACCACUGCUGCCAAUUUUCCUGGAAAAUGUAUUACACAAAACCAAUUAGUUUUUGAACAGUUAGAAAUUAUGUGCGUCUAAAUGAAAAAUAUAAUUAAAUUAAGAGCUGAU